GUCCGGACGCGCACCAGACCCGUGAAGGUCCGCGCGGCGUUUGGAGGAAAUUCUUGUCCGAGCACUGUGAGUGAGAUGGACCAGUAUGAAGAGACCGAAAUCUGUCAGAAAGACACCGACGUUCCGCCCUGUCCGAUCGACUGCGUAGUCGCGGAUCAGUGGACACUGGUGGAUCCAAGCGCUACCUGCUCGACCACUUGUGGUGCCGAUAUGCAAUACAACUUUCCCGUGCACGACGUACAAAAUGCAUCACAAAUCUCGCCUAGCUAGACCAUAUGCCACUUGUCAUGCUGAACACGAUUGAGGGAACGUUUUGUCAUGCAGAAGCUGCAUUUAUCUUUGUACGUGAACGUCGUGUACGGGAGAAUUUUUUCUGUCAAUAGCCGACGGCGUUGUCGAACAGGAGAGGAAAACGCUCGUUGCCCCGCAAUUCGAGAAUGCAUUAGAAUGCCCAGCGGAGGAGGACUUGAAGCGAAGUGUGAAGUUAUGAGAGUGUACAACUCCCCCUCGUCCCCCUUAUUUGUCAUGCAAAGUACCGAAUCCAAUUGCUGCCUUGUGGCACUGUUUGCAUGACAAAUUCCCGAAGCCCAACCAGUACUACACUAGGCACGUGAACUUGUCAUGCACCGGCCCCACCUGUGCUGGUGUUUGUAUUGCUGUUCAUGCCAUACAAAUGAGGGGGAGGGGGAGUUGUGCACUCUCAUACAAGUGCAACAGUCCGAAUUCGUUACUACCGGAGCAAUAUCAAAUGUAAAAAUGUCUGGGUCUGCAAGAAUCCGAACUUGUGAUGCUGCAUUUGGAUUCCAAAAAAAUCUGCAUUGCAUGAGUACCAAAGGGAAUGCAAUUUCUGCUACGCUGAGAAGGCAUUUGUCAUGCGGAAUAGGCAUCAAGAAGCCCUCCAAAAAUCUGUAUUGCUAGGGUAUGCAUCACAGACAUCAUGGCUCAUGCAAAACGUGCAUGACAAGUGUCAGAAUCUUCCAGACCCAGACAUUUUUACAUUUGAUAAGCAAACAGAUCCGGAAACAAACGACGUGAUUCCAUACAACUUACCCUGUCCAAUAGACUGUGUGUUGCACGAAUGGGCGGAUGACAUUUACCACACUUGUGACCAAAAGACCUGCUGGACGGCGGCGGAGCAGGAAGCGCGAACAGCGGGUGAAAACAGCACAAACAGCACAUCCUCUUCCUCCCAACUGACGAAGCACCAGCACCGCGCCAUCAAAGUCAACGGGCAGUUUGGCGGGGUCGAGUGUCCUAUCAAAUGCCAAAGUGUCUGGGUCUGGAAGAAUGCGAGCUGUGUCAUGCUAGUCUGGCACGACUCUUAAAUCUGUCAUGCACGACGUUACCCAAGAGCCCCAUUUUGCUGUCAUGCAGAAACGCAGUUUGUCAUGCAGAAUAGGCAACACCAAGAAGCUCAAAAGCUUGUCAUGCUGAGCCAGCACUUGUGGCCUCUUCAUGAUACGCCACCCAGCAUCACAAGUUUCCAGACCCAGACAUUUUUACAAUCCAUAUGCCCGGCCGCGGAUUCGGAAGAACGGGAGAGAAUUGUGGACUGCGACUUGGACCACUUGCCCAUAUGCAUUGCAAAUAUGUCUGGGUCUGGAAGAGUCUAACUUGUCAUGCUAUAUCUGGAUCGUGGAAAAAUUUGUGUUGCAUGAUUACCAAAAGAGGUCCACUUUUGAACAAGUUUAGGGGCAGGUUCUCAUGCAGGAAAGGCAUGAUAGAGAUCUGACAGAACCUGUCAUGCUAGGCCGUGCAUGCCAGACCGCGUGGGUCAUGGAAACCCUGCAUGACAAGCCUAGCACUCUUCCAGACCCAGACAUUUUUGCAUUUGAUAGCCCACCUGUCCAAUCGAUUGCGUCUUGUCGAAUUGGCACGACGAACCAAAUGCCGUGUGUUCCGCGACCUGCGGCCCCACCGGGCGGUAUCGGCGGGUGCGGGAAAUUUUGGUACAGCCACAGGGGGAACUGGCGAAAACGUGUUUAUAUGCACUGCAAAAGGAUCGCUCUCGUACUAAUUGCAAUAAAUGCAUGACAAAUCGCCCGUCUUAGACAGAUCAGCAUUACAAAUUUCAUAGUCUUGUUUGGGAAAAAAUUGUAUAUUCGAUUCAUACUUAGUACGGUGCUUUUGCAAGGCAUAGCUUGGAAGUAGCCCCCACGACAACCUCCACUAGUUCCACUUCAGCGGAGGUGGUUGUGCCGACCCCGAGCCCUGGAGGAAGUAGUAGUACCACCGGCAACCCUCUUUUCCCGACCCCGAGUCCGAGUCCGAGUGGGGGCGGAAUUCCAGUAUUUCCGAAUCCGACUCCGGGUGGGGGCGGAUUUCCGGUAAUCCCAACUCCUGGACCUGCCAGCACCCUUUUUCCCGGUCAGCCCGUCACCACGUAUCCUGAGUAAAAACGUCCCGACCCUAGAGUUGUCAUGCAAAUCUGCAUGCCUAAAAACAUUUUAAAAAUGUUUCUCAUGCGCAACCCCAUGAGCAGCGCGACUUUCUCACACUGUCUGGUACUUUGUCAUGCGCUAGUCAGGAUAGGGAGCUGGAUUUGUGAUGCGACUUUACUAGCCAAUAAACACCACUACACUAGAGACCCAAACUUGUCAUGCGCAACAGCCAAAACUUGCUAACUUGUGUAGCACGAAUCCCAUCUUGACUCUUGGGUGGGGACGUUUUUACACACGAGACCACGCCACCACCCUUCACGUGGGCGCCCGCGUUCCCCGUUGUUACAACGCAAGCACCAGUAUGACAGUGCACAACCUCCCCUCCCCCUCAUUUGUAUGGCAUGAACAGCAACACAAGCAACAGCAGAAAAGGGGCUUUCGCAUGACAAAUCUUCAUGCGGAUUGUUGUACUUCUUGACGUUCCAAAAUUUGUCAUGCUAGCAGUGCUUACGAGCAAGAUAGGAAUUUGGUACUUUGCAUGACAAAUGAGGGGGAGUGGGAGUUGUGCACUGUCAUAACCCGGCGGGGGAAUUCCGCAGCCCGAAGCGCCCCCCGUGCGAACCACGCCACCGGCGAACACGUGGACGCCAGUGGAGACGCUUUCGACGUUCCCGCCGAUUCCGCAGCCGGAAGGACCCCCGCCGGUUAACACGCCAGCGCCGUUCACAUGGACGCCAUCUUUUCUACAGCUGGAAGCUUUGAUGUCUCGCCGCGACGAUCCAGCUGCUUCGACGGUGUGGUUGGAAGAACUCGUCCCCUGUAACACGGAGAUCCAGUGCGAAACAGAUGUCGACGGAGGUGGUGGUCUCACCAUUUCCCCCACGCCUGACCAGACUAACGGAACAACUUCGGGGGGGGGAGAUGAUGAUGCAGGCGGUACAAAUACAUCUCAAACUCCCCUGUCUAAUUCAGCGACGAAAGGACCGGAGGCCCAGCAGCAGCAAGUGUCGGAAAUCGUGUUUAGCAACGACAUAUCAAAUGGAAAUAUGUCCGGGUCUGGGAGGAUGCGAGGUUUGUCAUGCUUGUCUGGUAUAACUGAAGAGUUUGUGAUGCGUGUCCAAGAAGAGACCCUUUUUCUUGUCAGGCAGAAAUAACGCAGAUUGUCAUGCGGAAACUGCAACGCUAAGCAGCGCAGAUAUUUCUCAUGCUUGGCUGUGCAUUAGUACAGAGCAUUCACUAUUCCCAACCCAGCAUUACAAGUUUCCAGACCCAGAUAUGUUUGCAGUUGAUACGACACCAGGGGCUUGGAAGAGGGCGGUGAAGAAGAGGGCACAGAAGAUGAGUCGAACACUAUCAAAAGAAAAAAUCCCCCCUCCUCAUAUCAAAAUGAAGUUUAUCAUGCUGGAUUUGCGUACACAAAUCAGAUUUGUCUUGCUGGCGAGGACUGCAGGCCCAGAUGAAGCCUGAGUAGACAGGUUUUGGCCUAGGCACUUAGCAUGACGCACGUCUACGCUGUAGGAGCAACAGCAUGACAAACCGCCUGUAGAAUGCGGCGGAGCCUGUAGAGUUGCCGCCAUGCAACACAGAGCCGAUUUGUGGUCACAAAUCAGCUAUACAAAUUUUCGAAAUGCACGUACCUGGUCAAUAUGGGGAGGGGGGAUUUUUCCUCGCGAUAAACACGGCCCUCGACGCCGAUGACACCGAAUGCAACCCUAUCCUGUGUUAAAACGUCCCCACCUCAUAGUCGGGAUUGGAAAUCUGCUAGACAAAUCAGCCAGCUUUGGUUGUUGCGCAUGACGCGUUUGGCCUUGUAGUGUCUGUCAUCCUGUUGAGGUAGUUAAGAAGCAGCACAGAUCUAGCAUAUCGUGCUGACUAUAGCAUCACAAAUUCCAAAACGCGACUAGGGAAUGCUUGUCAUGGGGCUCCGCAUGAGAAACAUUCUGGGCAUGCAAAAUUGCAUGACAACUAUGUUGCGGCUGGGACGUUUUUACACAGGAUAAACCCGGUGCUGAUUCUCGUCGCACUUUUAGUGAUUGGGCUACUCGCCCUCGCUGGUGUCUACUUUAUGUUCAAGGAAUUCUUCUUUCCAUCGUCUUCAUCUCCAACUGCUGCGCCAUCAAACGCUUCGCCGCGAUCCUCCGGACAAGACGCUCAAAAGAAAAACAAGAAGCGACUACCAGGAAGGCAGGAGAAGGCGGCCAAUUUGCAGGCGGAAUCUUUACUCGCCGGACAAACCGCCGUGCCAGAGAAAGCGCUUCUGUCCGCGGGCUUUUCCUAUCAAAUGCAAAAAUGUCUGGGUCUGCAAGGUUGGAACUUGUCAUGCUAAAUCUGAAUCACGCAAAAACCUGUGUUGCAUGAUUACCAAACGCUGCCCACUCUUGAUCAAGUCGAGAGGUAGUUUCUCAUGCGGGAUAGGCAUGAUAGUGAUCUCACGGAACCUUUCAUGCUAGGUCCUCCAUUACAGAUCAUAUGGGUCAUGGAAAACCUGCAUGACAAGGCAAGCAAAGUUCCAGACCCAAACAUUUUUGCAGUUGAUAUUUCCCCCGGCUACGCCAAAAAGGCUGCGAAACAGAUCGCGAAAGCCGACGAACUACCAAAAGAUGCUACAUUAAGUAAGCCGGACAGCGACGCGGAUAGGAAACUGUUAAAAAAAUUGCACAAGAAGAUCAACAAACAAAAGAUCAAAGACGCGGAAGAAGCCGGGGAAGAAGAGGUAUCGAAUGUAAAAGUGUCUGGGUCUGGAAGAAUGCAACUUGUCAUGCUAAAUCUGCAGCAUACAAAAAGCUGUGUUGCAUGAUUACCAAAAGUCGUCCAGUUUUGACCAAGUCGGGAGGCAGUUUCUCAUGAAGGAUAGGCAUUAGAAAGGUCUCGCAGAAUCUGUCAUGCUAGCUCCGGCAUUCCAGACCUCAUGGGUCAUGGAAAAGCAGCAUGACAAAUCGCGCAUUCUUCCAGACCCAGACAUUUUUACACUUGAUAGGAGGUGGAGAUAAGCAAAACGCCGACUAUUUCCGAGGUGAAACAUUACCUCGCGGAAAAAGUGAAGGAGCAACUCGGCCAGGAUUUUCUCUUAGAAGCGACGGAGAAGGUAGAGAAAUUAGACGUCGCAACAAUGUAUCAAUUGCAAAAAUGUCUGGGUCUGAAAGGUUGGAGCUUGUGAUGCUAACUCUGGACUCUAAAAAAAUCUGUGUUGCAUGAUCAGCAAGAGGAGUCUAGUUUGUGCUACGCGGGGAGGGGCAUACAUUUGUCAUGCGGAUGAGGCAGCAGGAAGCCCUCCAAAAAUCCGUGAUGCUAGGUCAUGCAUUACAAACAGCCUGGGUCAUGCAAAAUAUGCAUGACAAACACAAACCCGGCAACAUUCCAGACCCAGACAUUUUUGCAUUUGAUACAAUGGAAAAAAUGCUCCUCUCCCAGGGGUUCAGUCCGGGUACAGCGAAAAAGCUCGCUCCGAUUAUGACCUGCUCAAACGUUACAAUCUCAAACGUUACAAUAGAGUUUGGAUUUUGUGUUGCAUGACGAGCAUGACAGACUCGGACAGCAUUCCACUUUCUGCAAGACAGAUUUAUUCGCCAGAUUGCAGUGCGGUUUGGGACUCCGGAACUUGUCAUGCGCAACCCGAUGAGACUUGACUACAUAAUGCACCUCCUGCAUCUUCACAGAUUUCGAUAUUCUAUUGUAAGGUUUGAGAUCAUUGUAACACCUGAGCAGGUUAUACCGAUUAUUCAGGAAAAAAUGGUGGUGAAGGAGAAGGACAAGGUAGAAAAGCCGAGGUCUUCUGCCGCUUUGGCCGAGGGCGUUCCGGAAGAGGCCGGUGCGUAUCAAAAGUAAAAAUGUCUGGGUCUGGAAAAGUGUAAACUUGUCAUGCAGAUUUUCCAUGAUCCAUGAGGUCUGGAAUGCGGGACUUAGCAUGACAGACUCUGCGAGGUCUCUGCCAUGCCUAUCCUGCAUGACAAACUCCCUUCCAACUUGGUCAAAAGUGGACAGCUUUUGGCACUCAUGCAACACAGAUUUUUGCAUGCUUCAGUUUUACCAUGACAAGUUGCAUUCUUCCAGACCCAGACAUUUUUACACUUGAUAGUGCGGUCGCCGGGGAGCACGAAGUCGUCGUCGCGCCGCUUUUAUCCUUUGCAAAAGUAUUAGUAGUAAUUGCAUUUAUGCAUUACAAAUCUUUUUCGCAAGGUAAAUCCGCAUCACAAAUUUUAUCUCUCAUGCUGAGGAAAUUUGUAAUGCAUUUUUAUACAAGAGUAUCGGAUACUACUUUUGCAGUUCAUAGCUUUUCACCCCUGCGGAGAUUAUGAAUGUGAAAAAAUCGAUCUGGGACAGGAAGAUAAUUCUGAGACUUGUCAUAGUCAUACACGUUUAUUUGCAUGAGCAGCCAUGACGUGGUCUGUGAUGCAUGCCCUAGCAUCUACUUCACAGUUUUUUUGAGGGAUUCUCGAUACCUAUUUUUCCGCAUGUUGACAAAUGCCCCUACUGCCGCGUAGCAAAAAUGAGAAUUUUCCUUUUGCUGGUCAUGCAACACAAAUUUUUUAGACAUCCAAAUGCAGCAUCACAAGUUGCAUUCUUCCAGGGAUUUUUGCAAUCCAUACAGAUUGCGAGUCUGCAAUUAGAGGGCCAGGAUAAGGCGUUGUUCGAGCAGAACUUCGGAAUCGACACCGUAAAUCCGGAAAGCUUCGGGCAGCUGGAGGGCGCGAGUGACAAACUCGCUUUUUUCCUAGAGGAAAAGCUCGGGUCGAAGUACAAGGAGAUUUCCGAUGGCAAUACCGACGAGAUGCUGCAUGUAUCCUGUGCAAAAUUAUCGUACUCGUAUUGCAAUCAUGCAUUACAAAUUUUAUUCUGAAGCUAAAUCCGCAAUACAAAUUUCAUUUCUUAUGCUGAGGAAAUUUGUAAUGCUAAUGCAUUUAUACGGUUACGAUACAACUUUUGCAAUGCAUAGCAUGAUAUGGAGAAAGUCUUCACCGACGCUGGGUUUUCCGACGCGGUAGCGCACCACUUGGCGGAAAAAGCGAAAGAGGACUUGCUCCACUCCGCGGUGUCCAUCGGAAAAAACAUCGACUUGGGAAAGGUGGACAGAUCGGACGAAAUCUAUCAAUUGCAACCAUGUCUGGGUCUGGGACAUUGCGAGAGUUUUCAUGCUAGUUCGGCAUGACUCUGAACUCUGUGCUGCGUGGCCGCGAAGAGCUCCUCUGGUCUGUCAUGCAAAAACGCAGUUUCUCAUGCGAAGUACGCAACUCCGAACCACGAAAAAACUUGUCAUGGUCGGCAGCGCAUUACAGUGUGCUCACUAUUCCCUUUCUUGCAUCACAAGUUUCCAGACCCAGACAUUUUUGCAAUGCAUAAAAUCUUGCUUUUGACGAAAACGGAAAUGAAACAGAUCGAGGCGGUGACGGGCCGGAAUUCGUGGGCACAGAUAUUACAAUGAAAAAUGCCCCCACCCCCGAACUUGGGAGCAUUUGUAUUGCAAACCUUUCCAAAUGAAACAUUCGCCCUCUUGCAUCUAUCAGCAUCACAGGUUUCCAAUCGUAAAUAGCAAAAAAUUGUAUUGCAAAAGUCCCCAGCAAGAGAUGCGCUUGUCAUGCAAGCGACGCGAUACACCCCUAGACUCUGCAUCAGAAAGAUUCAUACUCCUUUCAUGCAUGACAAAAAGUUUUCAUUUGGAAACUCCGCAUCACAAAUUUUUGCAAUUUCAGGGGUGGGGGACACUUUUCACUGUAAUAACAGAAGGACGGCGUCGAGGCCGAGCACCGCGACACUCUAGAAGCGAAUUUCAAGCUGCUGGAAGAGCACUUUCUUUUCGACGACGCGCAGGAAGAACUGGCGAUGGAUAUGGUGAGAAAAAACGUCUGCGCCCCAGAGUCAAGAUGGCAAAUCUGCUACACAAAUCAACCAGCUUUUGCAGUUGCGCAUCAGAAAUUUGGGCUCGCAAUGUAAGUAGUCGUGUUUCGCUAGUGAAGCAGCAUCACAGAUGUAGCACACCAUGCGGAUAUGAGCAUCACAAAUCGCAAAACACCAACAGAAACGGCUUCUCAUGGGUCUCCGCAUGAGAAACAUUUCCAGCAUGCAGAUUUGCAUUACAACUCUGGGGUGGGGACGUUUUUACAAAUGAUAAUGGAACGAACUAGCACCGCGUCACCGGUGCUCGACUCGAAGAACAGCUCAGCGCAAAAUAAAUUGAACUCUUCGGCCAGUGGUCAGCACCAGCAGCACCCCUCGGAUGUGCGCACCCUGAUCGCGCAGGACCUGCGGGAGAAAUACAAUGCUAUGGAUCCCGAUACGCAUAUCCUAUGUAAAAACGUCCCCACCCCAUAGUCAAGAUGGGCACUCGGCUAGACAAAUCCGCAAGUUUUGGAUGUUUUGCAUGACAAAUUUUGACUCGUAGUGUAGUGCUGUUUGAGCUAGCUCAGCAGCAUCACAGAUCUAAUGCAUCAUGCUGAUUGGAGCAUGACAAAUUCCAAAACACGACUAGAAAAUGCUUCUCAUGGUGCUCCGCAUGAGAAACAUUUUCAGCGUGCAGAUUUGCAUGACAACUCUGGUGUGGGGACGUUUUUCCUCAGGAUAACGCAGAAGUCACAGAUGACCCCGGAAAAUAUCCGUGCGGACAUUGCAGACUAUCCUGUGCAAAAGUAUCGUACUCGUAUUGCAAUCAUGCAUUACAAAUUUUUUUCUUAACCUUAAUCAGCAUUACAAAUUUUAUUUAUCAUGCUGAGGAAAUUUGUGAUGCAUUUAUACGAGUACGAUACUUUUGCAGUUCAUACAGAUGCGUUGGUGACGAAAGUCGGGUUUUCCAAGAAUUUCGUGGAAAAAGCGAAUUUAGCGGAGAAGCUGGAACAGAAACUCCACACGGAUUUGGUGACAAAAUCUGGGGAAAAGAUGAGUAAAAUGCUCGCAAGCGACUUUGACGACAUGUGGGAUCAUGAUCAGGACGACCUGAACAUGCACAUUUACCAGUCUGUCAAGGAAAAGCCUGCAGAAGUGCGGAACCUAAUCGCGGAAGAGCUGAAAGAAAAGUACUCAACCCUGGAUCCCGAAACGCAGAAACUGCAAAUGACACCCGAGAACAUCCGCGCAGAUAUCGAGACCGCGUUGGUGACGAAGCUCGGCUUCUCGAAGAAUUUUGUGAAAAAGGCGAAGAUAGCGGAAAAGAUGGAACAGAAAAUGAACACCGAUUUGUUGGUGACCACAAAGGACGGGCAGCCGCAACGAACGAGUCAGAUGUUCGCGCCAGAUUUUGACGACCUGUGGGACCACGACGAGCUGAACAUGCACAUUUACCAAACCGGUGGGAAAAAAUCUCCAGAGCAACAGCCCGGAAGCAGUGGGACGACAAAGUCAGAAUUGUCCCCCGGUAGUUAUCAAAUGCAAAAAUGUCUGGGUCUGGAAGGUUGGAUAACUUGUGAUGCUAACUCUGGACUCUAAAAAAAUCUGUAUUGCAUGACCAGCAAGACGAGGAGUCUAGUUUGUGCUACGCGGGGCGGGCCUUUGUCAUGCGGAGUAGGCAUCAGGAAGCCCUCUAAAAAUCUGUGAGGCUACGUCGUGCAUUACAGACAUCCUGGGCCAUACAAAAUAUGCAUGACAAACCAGACAACAUUCCAGACCCAGACAUUUUUACAUUUGAUAGUAGUGGUGCCGCCGACGCCCAACCUCUCCUCGGCGCGGAAACGAUCGGGGGGGAGACCAGUUUCGGGAAAGUGGAGACAUUGAACGUGAUUCAGGGGUUUACCAUGAUGAAACCGCUGAAAAUAACCGCGCAGGAUUUGGAGGGCAGAAAUUGGACGGAAAAGGACAAAAAAUUGUUGCAGAAAAAUUUCCUGAAGAAAACCAAGAUGGUGCACGACAUGGAGAAGAAAAUGCACGAGAAAGCCAUGGACAAGGUCCGAGAAAAGCUCACGAUCAAUCUCCAAGACGAUUUUGAAGGGGAGGCAGAGGCAGACGAUUUCGACGAGGGGGAAAGCGACCUUAGCAGCGCGGAAGAAAGCGAACAGUCUGAUGCGCCGGUGGAAAUUGCGGUAGACAGCGAAGGGGGCGAAUCUUCGGCCGCCGAACCACUGCUGGGGAGCAACAACAGCGUCGAGAAAAAAAAGAAGAAGAAGGACAAACUCUUGAAGAAAAACAAAAAAGCUGCUGGUGAUCAUCCGAAAAAGAAGAAAAAAAUCGGGGAUUCAUCUGCAAGUGCCGAGAACAAAAGUGCAGCUCAUGAGGAAGCGGACAACGCGGCAGUAGGAGAAGAGGCAGAACAAGUUGUUACCAUCGAAGCUGCAUCUCUCCCGGGAGAGAAGACGGCAGGAGUAAGCGACAUGUACGACGAGAUGUUCGAUGAUCAAUCCUCCGCGCCGCUGCCCGACAGUAGGACCACCGACCCCCAGCCCGCUUCUCUUUCCGCCGAACAGCUCCACCAGGCGUUUGAGGCCGAAGCCAGGCAAGCUCUAGAAUCCAUCGGCUUCCAGAAAGCCACCGCGACCAAGAUUGCGAAGCAGCUGGUGGCGACUGGAGCCGACUUAUCCACUGCAAAUGUUUCUGCGUCUGGAGUUAGGUGAAACUUGUGACGCUGUCUCUGGAUUCAAAAAACAACUGUAUUUUUGCAUGACCAGCAAGAGGAGUCCAGUUUGUGCUACGCGCAGUGGGCAUUUCUCAUGCGGAAUAGGCAUCAGGAAGCCCUAUAAAAAUCUGUGAUGCUAGGUCACGCAUUACAGGCACCACGGCUCAUGCGAAAUAUGCAUGACAAACCUGCCAUCAAUCUUCCAGACCCAGAUGACAUGUUUGCAAUGCAUAAGACUUAGGUGUGGACAAAAUGGAACUCGGCGAGGCGGAGAUAAUCACCGCGACGCAGGGCUUCCAAAAAGUGGCGGGGAAUAAAAAGAAGAACAUCAAGAUAGAAAAUCUCCAGGAUUUAGCUACUGAAUUAAUCUCCUGCAGACCGGAGAUCUUUGUCAAGUCUUUAUCCCCCACCUCCUUCGCCGCCUUCGAGCACGACAAGCAGGCAGGAACCGUGAUGAGCAUCUUGCAGUUAUCCUGAGUAAAAACGUACCCACACCAGAGUCAGGAUGGGGAUUUUGCAACACAAACCUAGGAGUUUUGUGAGUCACGCAUGACAAGUUGCACUCUGCAGUGUAGUGCAGCUUAGCAAGUGCAGCCGCGUCACAGAUUUAUCUGCUCAUCCUGUUCACAGCAUCACAAAUUCCAAAACACGACUGGAAAUGGCUCUCAUGGAGAUGCGCAUUACAAGUCUUCCUGUCUUUGCAAAUCUGCAUUACAACUCUGGUGUGGGUACGUUUUUACUCAGGAUAGCAGUCCUGCAUGCUGCAGUCGGGGCUGCACGGGGGAGCAGGUUUAUCGCAAGAAAAAACUGUUUCACUGUAAACUUGUAAUGCAGAAAGUGUAUCUCAGAAGUGUUUGUCUUGCGUCACAGGCAAGACAGGCGAUUUUUAGCUGUGUUUUCCCUUGGGAUGAACCUCGCAUGGUAAGUUUUCCCUGUCGUGUAGUAGAGCAAACUUGUGAUGCAAAACUUGCAAAAUGCUUACAGUGAAACACUUUUUUCGUACGAUAAGGUUUGAGCGACGGCAUGACGGCGUACGAAGCCCCUGCUCCAGCUGAAACCGCCGCGGAAAAAAAGAAGAGGAUUAAGAACCAGGUCGCGGCGCAGAAAGUGAAAGCGGGUCAACAAGAAAAAUCUGCAAAUGAGGAAGAGUCCUCAGUGGCGUCUUCGACCAAAUCGACUAAAUCGAAGACGAAAAGUGGAACAUCCAAGUCCGGGAAAACGACGAAGACGAAAACGGCUUCGUCCGCCAAAUCGAAAACCAAGACAAAAACGGGUUCCAAGAAGUGAACUGGUUGAGAAGUUUUUAAACCUUUGAAGAUACUUCGUGCUAGUACCACAGACAGAUUGCAUUUUUCAUCUCAAUAUACACAUACAAUUUUUUAUUCGCAGAUACUGACUUACUACACUUUUGACAAUUUUAACUUACUUGACAGAUAUUCGAAGAAAUUCUAUCCCGUUUCACUUUUGACAGAUGCAAAUUACCUUUUCAGAUUUUAGCCAAGGACAAACCGAGAAUUGCUUCCACGUUUCACAAGGCACAGUUUUUGUACAGUUCGGAGGUACUCGAGUUUCACUCUCAGAAAAACACAUGUGUACUGUUUUAGCAAAAAACUAUCGAAGGUUUCUUUUUGUAAUACGGAAAUUGAAACAACACGACUAGAAGUCAGGUUACUAUUUCCACAAGCACACUCUGAAUUUUCCAAAAAUUAUCCAACUUUUGAUCUGCCUGUACAAUGUAGUUUCGCUUUGACAGCGUGGUAAUAGAAGAAAGGUUCGUUUUAUUUCCGCCACAGACACAAUUCUUCCCGACAGUAGUAGCAUUUUCAACGACAGAAAGAGGCUGAGGUUCUUCUUCCAAUCGCCUGCUAAGUAGUAAUCGCGUAAAUUUAAAUUUUAUCAACGGAACAAUUUCAACAUCAUACACCUUAUGGUUUUGUCUUAAACUUUCGAUAUCAGUUUUGUUACGAAGAACUUGAUUAUGUAUACGCCUUGUCCACUUCUUUUUCGACUACAACAUGUAAAUUAUCGCUUUUGAACAAGAUGAACGUACUUACAAAGUUGCAGAGAUAGUUUUUCGUUUUAGAUUUGGUGACCAUAAAUGCAGCAGUACUGGUAGACCACUUGCACAGAAUGUUUGAACAACAAAAA
Amoebophrya sp. A120 is the source of this 13062-nucleotide messenger RNA. Lineage: Eukaryota; Dinophyceae; Syndiniales; Amoebophryaceae. The record is from the annotation of a GenBank genome assembly.